Messenger RNA from Macroventuria anomochaeta, 534 nucleotides. RefSeq lists its product as uncharacterized. The record is from RefSeq and is a predicted model, not a curated record. Lineage: Eukaryota; Fungi; Ascomycota; Dothideomycetes; Pleosporales; Didymellaceae. The transcript is spliced from 2 exons. Bases 1 to 534 code for a protein of 177 amino acids.
AUGGCGUACGAAAAGUUCGUUGCGCUUUUGGAGAGCACUCUGCGUGACAACUGUUUGCUGUUCAUUACAGAAGUCAACAUCAAGUGCUCAAUUGCGUUGGAGAUGAAACGCAUCUACCACAGCGUCCUUGAUGUGCCUGGUGGCGACAGCGCAUACCGGCAACAUCUCAAACAUCUCGACAAGUGUCUCACAAACCCCACAUGGCGAUCCGAAAAGUUCCCGGACAUCCAAUGCUGCAAAGGUCAUGUCUCAGAGGUUAUGACGCUGCUAAAUGAGUUCGACCGCAUUGUGGAAGAACGGCUCGUGACUGAAGAGCACACACCAUCCCAGCAUCGCCAAGUUCGAGAUCAAAUGACGACGUUACUGCCGGAGUUUGAAAGGAAGCUGGACUUGGUUGAGAAGCGGUUCCCUGUCGGCUCGAAGAAGCGCAAGGACGACAACGAUGAUCUAGCACCUCAGGCUUUCUCGAAAAAGUCCUCAAAGUCGACUCGCACUAAGAAGAAGCCGCUCUUCAAGAAGGAGUCGACUCCUUGA